UUAGGAGGCGUUGACGUAUAACUGAUUUGUUUUUAGAUUCUUUUAAUGACUGUCAUAUAAGUAGACUGAUUUAAUGUUUCCCUUUUGCUAAAGUAAGGGAGCCUGUCAAGCAGUUACCUUUAACUAACUGUGUAGUCUAUUAAAGCCGUCAUACCCACGAACUCGAAACCGCUGUCAAGAAAAGCAGAACUACACACUAAAGACAUAUCCAUCUCGAAAAGAUUCACCUCAGCUUUUAUUGGCCUUAAAUAUUCCUUAUAUUAUCUUACUAGUUCUUAACGUCUAAUAUUUCCUCACGAUGAAGACCACUUUACUAUCUGCGUGCCUAUAUACUACAGUUUUGGUUAGGCUGUUAGGCUUGACCUCUGCUGCGGUUAUUCCUCGCUCAGAUGCCGACACCAUUGCCAACUUUGGGAGGAUAGGCAUCUGUCUCUCAUACCUCGGAGCUGGAAACACAGAGAAAGAGCUCGCCCCAUGUAAAAUCUUUUGCCCGGCGCAAAAUCCGGGGUCAGACCCAAACGCCGUUGGUUGCAAAGGUCCAGAUGUACCUACAGACAAAUUAGAUCCUAGCACAAUAGACAAAGACGACGACGGGAACGCAUUCACGCCGGGCGAGUGUAUUUGCGACCUCUCAGGAGCCGUUGCAUUCCUUGAUGUGGUUAUUCAGGGGCUUUCGCAGCUAGACAAUGUAAUAUGCGCCGUGGUGCUAUCGGCCGUGACGACCCUCGUCGAGGAAGGCCUUGACGCUGUGCCUGGAGGCGCAUCUGUGACCGCGGUCCAGAAAGCUGUCGAAGGUGCUAAGACGUUCGUGGAGAACGGGCUUGAUGCUAUCUCAUUCUUCAGCGAUUAUAUUGGAAAGUCGUGCGGCGUUUCUGACUUCAGCUUCAACUUGGACGACGUAUUUCAGGGCUUGAGUGAUGCUCCGGACUCGCUCGGCAUGAGCAAGGGCUGCUUUAGACAGAAUAAGAGUUGUCAGAGACCUUGAGACACGUCGAAUAAAUAUUCACGUCGAAACAUUGGGUGGCAUUGGUAUUGCUAUGGGGGCCUGGUCGGGAAAUUGAUUUGAUACGUAACUUCAAUGGCGUAUGGAUAGGGGUUAGGCGUAUGGUAUGGUAUUUGAUUAGGGUUUAUUCUAAUGUUGCUAUCAUUUAGGGGACCUCUCCUAUAGAUAUAUUAAGAUUCUAUGGUUC
Molecule: messenger RNA, 1190 nt
Organism: Daldinia loculata
Lineage: Eukaryota; Fungi; Ascomycota; Sordariomycetes; Xylariales; Hypoxylaceae
Exons: 2
Coding region: 299-985 (228 amino acids)
Source: RefSeq, a predicted model, not a curated record